AUGGAAUCAAUCUCGAUGAUGGGAAGUCCUAAGAACCUCAAUGAAACUUUUCUACCAAACGUGGCCAAUGGCAUCAAGGAUGUCAGUAAGAUCACAAUAGGCAUCAUCGGAAGUGGAGACUUUGCUAAAUCAUUGACAAUUAGGCUUAUCAGAUGCGGGUACCACGUGGUCGUAGGAAGCAGAAACCCUAAACUUGCUGCCGAGUUCUUUCCCCAUGUGGUUGAUGUCACUCACCAUGAAGAUGCAGUAGCAAAAACAAAUAUCAUUUUUGUAGCCAUACACAGAGAACAUUAUGCCUCUUUGUGGGACCUCAAGCAUUUACUCGCUGGUAAAAUUCUGAUUGAUGUCAGCAAUAAUACAAGAGUAGACCAAUAUCCAGACUCCAAUGCAGAGUAUUUGGCAUCACUUUUCCCAGAUUCCCUGAUUGUCAAAGGAUUCAAUGUCGUUUCAGCUUGGUCACUGCAGUUAGGACCAAAAGAUGCCAGCAGACAGGUCUAUAUAUGCAGUAACAAUGUUCAGGCUCGCCAUCAAGUUAUUGAGCUUGCCCGUCAGCUCAGUUUUACUCCUAUUGAUCUGGGGGCAUUGUCAUCUUCAAGGGAGAUUGAAAACUUACCUCUGCGACUGUUCACACUGUGGAAGGGGCCUGUAGUGAUUGCCAUUAGCCUGGCAACGUUUUUCUUCAUCUAUUCUUUCAUCAGAGAUGUAAUCCAUCCAUACGUGAGAAAUCAGCAGAGUGACUUUUACAAGAUCCCCAUUGAGAUCGUGAACAAGACUCUACCAAUUGUUGCUAUCACUUUACUUUCUCUAGUGUAUUUAUCAGGCCUUAUUGCAGCUGCUUAUCAGCUUUACUACGGUACUAAGUAUAGGCGAUUUCCACCCUGGCUGGAUAACUGGCUCCAGUGCCGAAAGCAGCUUGGCUUGCUCAGUUUUUUCUUCGCAACAGUGCAUGUGGCAUACAGCCUCUGCUUACCUAUGAGGAGAUCGGAGCGAUACUUGUUCCUCAAUAUGGCAUAUCAACAGGUUCACGCAAAUGUUGAAAAUUCUUGGAAUGAGGAAGAAGUGUGGCGAAUUGAAAUGUAUGUCUCCUUUGGAAUAAUGAGUCUUGGAUUGCUUGCGUUGCUGGCAGUAACUUCCAUCCCUUCAGUAAACAGUGCCUUAAACUGGAGGGAGUUCAGUUUUAUUCAGUCUACACUUGGAUAUGUUGCUCUGCUCAUAAGUACUUUCCAUGUACUGAUUUACGGAUGGAAAAGAGCUUUUGAAGAAGAGUAUUACAGAUUUUAUACACCACCAAAUUUUGUUCUUGCCCUUGUUCUGCCUUCUGUUGUAAUUCUAGGUAAGAUCAUUUUACUUUUGCCAUGUGUAAGUAGGAAACUGAGGAGAAUUCGAAGAGGAUGGGAGAAAAGCCAUGUUAUAGAAGAAGCAAGUGGGUCUGUUCCACAUCUCUCCCCAGAAAGGAUAACUGUGAUGUGAUAAGAGACUAAUAU
Messenger RNA from Charadrius vociferus (killdeer), 1484 nucleotides. RefSeq names its product STEAP family member 2, metalloreductase (gene STEAP2). Gene Ontology annotation, molecular function: cupric reductase (NADH) activity; ferric-chelate reductase (NADPH) activity. Gene Ontology annotation, cellular component: plasma membrane; endosome. The transcript is spliced from 4 exons. Bases 1 to 1470 code for a protein of 489 amino acids. The record is from RefSeq and is a predicted model, not a curated record. Gene Ontology annotation, biological process: copper ion import. Lineage: Eukaryota; Metazoa; Chordata; Aves; Charadriiformes; Charadriidae.